This is a messenger RNA of Sander lucioperca (pikeperch), 4355 nucleotides long. It is a transcript of the gene dennd11, whose product is annotated as DENN domain containing 11. Gene Ontology annotation, cellular component: cytoplasm. The coding region runs from base 491 to 2032 and encodes 513 amino acids. The transcript has 9 exons. Lineage: Eukaryota; Metazoa; Chordata; Actinopteri; Perciformes; Percidae. The record is from RefSeq and is a predicted model, not a curated record.
CGUAAGCAACUUUGUACAGUGUUACCAUAAAAACUAUGAAAAUCGAACUAACAAAAGGUACAUGGAUGCAUAGGCUAUGUAUAAUGUUAUCAAGAAAACUACAAAUUCAAAUUUAAAGUAAUUAAAAUAGCAUGAAGGAAUGCGUAUGGACUUGAGUACAACGGACACACUAUAGCUGAAUGUCCUUAGGACUGUUUUAAGACUAUUAUGGGCAAAAUGAAUAGCCCAUAACCGAAAUUAGGUCACUGUAUGAAAUAGUAAUAUAGACACGUGGGCGGAAGUCAGGGACGUCAUCAAAACAGUUAGACAGGCGGAGGCAAAAGCAGCCCGUCAGUGGAUGUGACACGCUUACAAAUACAUAGAAAACAAGCCUGCAAGCAGCAGGAUGCCAUGAUCCUGCUCCAGCAGCGUGUUUAGUGUGCUCUAUUCAACUGGACGGCGGAGUUUUGUGUUAUUUCUCCCUUCCCGAGUCCCUGGAGGCAGCAGCACCAUGGUGAAGCAGUCGGACCGAGCCCCGCUGCUGGACUGGGAAGAGAUCCCACCACCGUAUCCGAACCAGGCGGCCCCGCCGCCGCCGCCGCCGCCGCCGCCUCCGAGGGAAGAGGACGCAGCGGCGGAGAAAAGUUGGCAGCCAGCCGGGCGGCGUACACCGACAGGGACCGCGGCUGGUACUGGGUGGCGCACCAACAGUAGCACCGCGGCCACCACUAUCACCUGCAGCCCGACAACGAAGAGUGUAACAGCUGUUGUUGCCAGCAGGAACGGAAGCCCGGGCCGUCCGCGAACAGAGCUCUCCGGGCACAGGUGGGAUCGCCCGGAGCCUCUCGGUACAGAUCGUAACGUUCUCUUCCCCGGCCUCUCGGUGAGGGAUCAGUGGGAGGAAAAAGACCAGAUCGUGGCUGUGUUUGUGGUUACCUUUGAUACAAGAUCAGGGAAUAUGGUGGAGUGGUGCCUGCCUCACGACAUCAACCUAGACGGAGUUGAAUUCAAGUCAAUUGCCAGCGGUUCCCAUCGGAUCGCCAACGACUUCAUAUAUUUCCGUAAAGGCUGUUACUUUGGGCUGGCUUGUUUUGCUAACCUGCCUGUGGAGAGUGAGCUGGAGCGAGGAGCCAGGAUGAAAUCUGUGGGAAUUCUGUCUCCCUCCUACACUCUGCUUUACCGCUACAUGCACUUCUUGGAGAACCAAGUCAGACACCAGUUACAGUGUCCGGGCCAGUAUUCUCCCCUGGAGGCCUUCUAUGAGGAUAAGAAGGCCAUCCUCCCCCCAACAGGAAAUGGUCUGGUCACUGCUUGCCCAACCUGGAGUGUGACCACCAUCAACCGCUGUAUGCACCCAGAAAUGAAGAUCACCCACCCAGCUGGCUGCAUGUCCCAGUUCAUCCAGUUUUUCGGGGAGCAGAUAAUGGUGCUGUGGAAGUUUGCGUUGCUGAGAAAACGGAUCCUCAUCUUCUCCCCUCCACCUGUAGGUGUGGUCUGCUACAGGGUGUAUUGCUGUUGCUGCCUGGCCAAUGUGUCUUUACCUGGAAUUGGUGUCUCUGUGCCUGAAUUACGGCCCUUUUUCUACAUCAACGUAGCCGACAUCACUGCCCUGGAAACAGAGCUGUCGUUCGUGGCCUGCACCACAGAGAAGAUUUUUGAGGAGAAGAAGGAGCUGUACGACGUCUACAUUGAUAACCAGAAUGUGAAAACGCACAGAAGCCAUUUGCAGCCGCUGCUCCGACUGAAUGCAGCAGAUAAGGAGAAGUAUAGGAAACUGAGUGAACAGAGGCAAAUGUUGCUGUACUCUCAGGAGGUGGAUGGAGACUGCACGUCAAAUGAAGAGGAUCUUUUCAUUCUGUUCUUCAUGGAGCUGAAUAACCGCAUCUUCCAGACCCUGUCAGAUGUAGCAGGGAGCACUGACCCCACCCUCACCACUGAACACGUGAGGGCCAUGGGGCUGGAUCCCCAGGGUGAUCGCUCCUUCUUGGUCGACCUGCUGGAGGUUUACGGUAUUGACGUCACGCUGGUCAUAGACAACCUCUGCUGCCCCUGAAAACCCCGGAACGCCACUGGAUAUUUGUGCCUUCAAGGCCCACACACACACACACACCAAGACACCAAAGACACUGCGUCCACCCUGGGACCUCCAUCUGUCACCCAAUGUCCUCACCUGGGUGUCUGUUUUCCCUCUGCGCGCAUCUCUCAUCUGACCUGUGGAGACUGUUUCCAAACAGUGUGGAUGAUGAGGACACUUAAAGUUUGGUGCACUGGUCCGCAGUGGCUGCUAAACACCUGCCUAGCCGACAGCACUGCUUGGCAGCUGCGUGGUCUUAUUGCCACUCCCAUCUUAUGUUCCUCACUUAUGUUUUUUUUGUCAGAAAUAAGUGUUUGCUUGUUUGACUUUGAUUCUGGCUUUAAGUGGCCGGGGAUAGCACAGGAUAAAAGUACGGAAGUCUCGGUCAAGUACAGUCAUCACAGCAGGAUUAGUGGUCUUUCUCCACUGCACCCAUCACAGUGAAGAAGUCAUUGAAGCAUUCACAAUCCUGCAGCUUUGGUGUGCACGUGCGUACAGUUUGUCUGACGAAAACGAUUACUAAUAUGUGGGGGGGAGGUUUUAAUGCUGGAAAUGUAUUUGUGCUUCAAAUAGGUUUUAUAGAAGAUUCUAGCCAUCAUAAUGUGCAACAAUUCCAUCCUGCUGUAUUAACGUACUUGGAUGAUUAUGUUUAGUAAAUACAUUAAAAUGCUUUUUACUUAAUUUGCCUUUCAAAAAGGAAGCAAUAGGAGUCUGUGCUAGCUCAAAUCAGCCUUCAUGUAAAUGUGUUUUCCAGUUUUUUACCAUUUCUUUCACAACUGAAAGUGAGAGGUGAGGAUGUUUGUUAAUGAGUGUGAUAUCCUCUUUUUUUAUAACGGGGAUGCUUAAAUAUUAUUACGCUGACUCACAGAAUGAGAAGGGAAAAGCUGUUUUUCACUUUGUUCUCCUUGUUAUGCACCUUCAACAUGAGGUAGAUCUAAUAUAAUGUGUCUCUGUGUUUGAUCACAGUCAAAGUGCUAGUGAUGGGGGGGGGUUCUGGGAACGUUUUGUUACAUGUUUUACCUUAAGCUGAGGUUUCUUGAAUUGUAAAUGAAUGUGACUUUAUAACACUAACCUAUUAUGAAUGCUGCACCAUUUCCACCACGGGACUAUUUUUUGUGUGUGUGUUUUGCGUACAGGCUUUCAUUGUUCUUCUAUAUUUGUUCUGUGAUCGUGUUGAGUCCUUGAUGGAGCCAUUUGUAGUUUACUUGUUGAUCAGCUUCAGAGGGAUCCUCUUUGCUUGUCUGCGUCCCUGACAAAGAUGUCUUUGUGCUUUUGGAGAUUUGGGUUCCUCAGUCCUUUCAUCACAGUCCCAUUGAGUUCAUUCAGCUCCUGAUAUGGGCCAACUGUGUCUUUUGAAUUAUCCUGGCAGACUGGUUUAUUGAAUACAUCACACUGCCAAUCAGAUUGAUAAUUUGUUGAGGCUGAUUCUGUUUGCCUCGUAUACAUUUGGAAUAGUGGUUCUCAGCCUUCCCGUGGCCCCCCCGACGCAAGCUAAAACGCUAAGUCAUUCCUUUUACACAUUUCACAAAUUAUCUUUUGGGGGCUAAUCCCCACGUUGAGAACUGCUGAUAGCCUGCCCUUUGACCCCCCAAUAUGUUUUCUGGGUUCAUUAAAAAUAAAAUAAAGACAGUGCACCAAGUAUUGUAUCUGAAAGAGAAAGGCACUUAAGCUUUGUUGUUGAAAUGGGGCCUUAAGCAAAUGUGAUUUUCUCAAACUUACUGCAGCAAAGAGUCUGACUCAUUACUGUACGUACGUCAACAGUAUUUGCUGACAGAUUAAGUACAUUGUCCUACGCACUUUUGUAUGACCUUACUGUCUCCAGUGAAACCUGUUGACUCUGACUGGUCUAUUUCAUGUCUGUAGACGUAUACUCUUGCCUCUGACGGUGUUUGCUUUACAGGUGUAUGUUAAAUGUAUAAGGGAAUGUACACAACUCACACCAAUGUAUAAAAUGCCGUCUUUGUGGAGUCGUUCACAGAUGUGUACCAGCAUUAACUUAAUGAGUCCUUUGUACAGCGUGUCACUCUACUGAAUGUCAUGGGCAGCAAAAGUAUUGCACGUGUGCAGCAACACAUCCAAGUAGUGCAACUGUUUCCUUCUUGAUUGUAAUGUAAAUCAAGAGUAUUCACAGAAUAACAAAUAUGUCUUUACCUUUACUAAUGUCAAACACUGUAAGAGAUGUCAGUAAUGUACACACAAACUCAAUAGCAUGAGCAACUGUUCAUUUCACUGUACUGCCAUUGUAAAACAAUAAAACAUUGAUACAGUUUAGGUGUUACCUAAUCCUCUGCUUCUAACCUUG